Molecule: messenger RNA, 2946 nt
Organism: Apus apus (common swift)
Lineage: Eukaryota; Metazoa; Chordata; Aves; Apodiformes; Apodidae
Gene: ATRIP
Product: ATR interacting protein
Exons: 13
Coding region: 33-2456 (807 amino acids)
Biological process (GO): DNA damage checkpoint signaling; DNA repair
Source: RefSeq, a predicted model, not a curated record
GCCCGGUGCGGGGAGGCCCCGGCGCCCCCGCCAUGGCGGCGCAGCCCCCGCCGGGCCCGCGGAAGAGGGGCGGCCCGGCGCUGUGCGGUGCCCCGGCCGCGGCGAACGGCUUCCCGCCCCUGAAGCGCCCCAAGAGCGCGGGGGCGGCCGGGCCCGGCGAGGGGCCGGGGGACCCCUUCGGGGACGGGGACGACUUCACGGCGGACGAGCUGGAGGAGAUCGACAUCCUGGCCUCGCAGGCGCUGUCACGGGAGCCCGCGGGGCCCCCGGGCCGGGCGCGGGGCCCGAGCAGCGCCGAGCGGCGGGAGGACGCGGGGCGGCCCCGGACAGGGGCCAGCACAGAAGAUGCCCUGAUGAGAGAUGCCUUCCAGUUUGAAGUGCUGCAAACACAGCAUGAGGAAAUUAAACGGAAGCUGAAAGAAAUGCAGGAUGAAAUUCUUAUUAAAAAUGGAGAAAUUAAAAUUCUGCGUGACUCAAUGCAGCAGAUGGAGUGUGCUAUGGAGGAGCAAAAAAGAUCAUACGUGCUGUUGGAGCAGCAAAAAUCUCAAACCUUCAGUGAAAAAGAAAAGGAGUUCUCCAAAAAGCUGCUGUCGCUGCAGUCGGAGCUGCAGUUCAAAGAUGCAGAGAUGAACGAACUGAGAACACGACUUCAGAGCUGUGAAAGAAACAAGCACAUUCCUCAGAUGGUUUUAACGUCAAGUCCCAGAAAGAAUAUAGCAAUACAAGUUAAAUCAGAAGGAUGUUCUCCACAGCCUGGAAAAAGAUCCUUUCCUACCAAGGAAUCUUUCAAUGCUGAAAUGUCCACUAGACCAUCAUGUUCCUCAGGAAAUUCAAUUGCCCCAACUACUUCAAUCAAAGAAGACAGUAAGAUGACCCAUCCUGAAGUCUUAUCUGUGAAGCAUGAAGCAACGAGCAAGAACGGUUCCUCCAACUCUGUACAUAAACGAAACCCACAAGGUUCUAUCCUACUAAAUGCCCUGAUGAAGCAGCCACUUGUCCCUGGGUCAUCACUAGGACUCUGCCAUCUUCUUAGCAGUCCCUCUGAGCCUCUGCCUGGAGCUGGAUCCCAGCCCAACUAUGUGGACAGGAAGUCCACACAGCUACCCAGCGGCAGGACAACUCAAGAAGAAACUGCUCCUCUUGUAUCCCUGCAAGAAGUUCAAAAGCUUGCAAUAACAGGCUUGAACUUGAUUGCUAUGGAUGAAGGACUGUCUGAAGGAAGGCCAACAGAAAGCCAGAGAGAGUUCUUGCACCUCACAUGCUGCAAGAUCCGAGGUGCUGUGUACCUCUUGCCCUUGGUGGAACACCACAUUGGUGCCUACUGCCAAGGGGUACAGUUGGCAGACAAGUCAGUAAAUGCUUCUUGUGGAAACCACUCAGCUGUUUCUUCCAGAACCAACACAAAUACGGUGUCAAGUAAGGAGGACUUCAGGUUGUCUCUUGAAGAAACUACAGUUCUAUCACUGGGUGUUCUUUACUAUUUGGUGUUUUACAGCUGGGAUGUUGUCCACACAUUGCUAUCUACUGAGGUGGAAAAAAGUUUUGCUGCUGGAGAUGAACAGGUUUCCAAGAUGGACAAAAACGUGUUGUGUAAUAAUCAGUGUGGCAGUAAAGAAGAUUCCAGGACACAGGGAGGGCUGCCUGUAGCUCCGCUGGAUGCUCCCAGUAACAAUCAAGCUCAACAUUCUUUGUUUAAAAAGCUGCAUCAGGUUUUAGCUUUUUCUGCUGCAAGAGGCUCACAGACUGACAGUAUAAUGAACCAAAGCCUAAAAAUUUUGGUGAAAUUAGCUGAAAAUUCAACAAUGGACUUGCUAAUAAAUUUUCAGCACUUACUGAACAGCCCAGUACUGCUCUGCUGUCUGUGUCCAGAGACCCCUUUGCCUGCUGUCCUUCUGACCGUGAGGCUGUUGUCUAUUCUUGCUCAACACCACACUCUGGUUGCUCAACUUUGUUCUCAUUCAGACACCUGCCUUCUCCUUGCACUGUACACAUAUAUUACAUCAAGACCGGAUAAAUCAGCAUCUGAAAGGCUUUGGCUUCAGCUGGAACAAGAGACAGUGAGGCUCCUGACAAGGUGUGUGCGGGGUCCCAGCCCAGGGGGUUUGUUACCUGGCACAGACUGCCAGUGUCACCUCGAGGUGGUUAAGGCACUAAUUAUAAUGUUACAUAGACAGUGGAUGAAGAUUAGAAGAUCUGAGAACAGCUUGUGUGCAUAUAAGGAACAAAUUACUCAGUUUUUACAGGAUGCUGUUUUACUCUUGCACAGCCUGUCUCAGAAAGAUAAACUGUUUCAUGAACACUCUUUGGAAGUUCUCCAUCAGUAUGACCAAGCCAUGCCAGGCAUAAGAGCCAUCCUCAAGAAGACUCAAAAAUUGAGUGCAUGUGAAGAGCUGAUUUUGGAUGAAUUGUAUCCUCCUGAGCCAGAAGCAGAAGACCAAGGAAUGGACUCCAGCUAGCUAACACCUGUCCUUCCUCAUCUGUAUCAGAAUAAUCAUUGCCAGUGUAAAUCUGAAAUUAAAAUCUAUUUAAUUAACUGAUAAUCUAGAAGUUGUACUCAAAUGCAGCACAACUAGGACACAUGUCUUUGUUGCAAUUAUUUUAUUUAAGCACCAUCUAAAUAGAGCCAAAAGCAAGGAAAUGUUGAUGUAAGAAUGAUACUGCAAUGUACUGUUUUGCUGUGCAAAACCACUCUGGCUGAUGACUGGUUCUGUUUAUUAAUUUCAUCCUUAUAUGAACUUACUGUGAAUAGAAAUUCACCAUUGUGUUCUCUGUUUCACUGAGACUACAGCUGAACUGAUGAUGCUGAAUGUGCUGAGAUGUUUGGGAUCACUGAGUUCACAUGAAAGUCUUUUGAACAUAUUUGUUCCUUUUGCAGUUGUUACACUUUGUUGUUUGACUUCCAAAAUAUUCAUGUUGGUAUUAAACAGUUAACUAUGAUUUUAAAAA